UAAAAAAUCGUUUCGGGCUGUUUUUCCUCUGUCGGAAUACAUCUUUGCAUGAAUUUAUGAUGUGAAUGCAUUUGGGGUGGACUAAAUGAUCCAUUCUGGAAUUACCUGGACACGUAUUCGGAACGGUAGACUUGUGAACAGCCGCUAACAUGCCAAACUGGGGAGGUGGGAACAAGUGCGGGGCGUGCCAAGGGACGGUGUACCACGCCGAAGAGGUCCAGUGUGAUGGGAAGAGCUUCCACAAGUGCUGCUUCCUGUGCAUGGUCUGCAGGAAAGGUCUAGACAGCACCACGCUGGCCAUCCACGACAAGGAGAUCUACUGCAAAUCCUGCUACGGCAAGAAGUACGGGCCCAAGGGUUACGGUUACGGUCAGGGGGCCGGAACCCUGAACAUGGACCGGGGAGAGCGGCUCGGCAUCAAACCGGAGGAGACUCAGAGCCAUCGGCCCACGACCAACCCCAACUUCUCCAAGUUCGCCCAGAAGUUCGGGGGGUCGGAGAAGUGCGCCCGGUGCGGCGAGUCCGUGUAUGCUGCUGAGAAGAUCGUGGGAGCAGGCAAGCCCUGGCACAAGAACUGCUUCCGGUGUGCCAAGUGUGGGAAGAGUCUGGAAUCCACCACUCAGACAGAGAAGGAGGGAGAGAUCUACUGUAAAGCUUGUUAUGCAAAGAACUUUGGACCCAAGGGAUUUGGGUAUGGUCAGGGGGCAGGUGCUCUUGUCCACGCCCAAUAAUGAAGCAUGCCAACAUCGGUUAACAAGGGCACUGCCCAGAGUGGCAUAGCUUUGUACGUUUCUUUGUUACUGUGAAAAGCAUUUUAAUGAGUUGCGUUAUGGG
Megalops cyprinoides (Indo-Pacific tarpon) is the source of this 834-nucleotide messenger RNA. RefSeq names its product cysteine and glycine-rich protein 2. Gene Ontology annotation, cellular component: Z disc; nucleus; cytoplasm. Lineage: Eukaryota; Metazoa; Chordata; Actinopteri; Elopiformes; Megalopidae. Gene Ontology annotation, biological process: sarcomere organization; muscle tissue development. The transcript has 6 exons. The coding region runs from base 150 to 731 and encodes 193 amino acids. Gene Ontology annotation, molecular function: structural constituent of muscle; actinin binding. The record is from RefSeq and is a predicted model, not a curated record.